GGCAGGUUCCCCUAUCACCUAUCAGUAUUAGCCGGCUGAGAUGGGCAAGAAGAACAGGAAACAGCAAGCGGAGGCGGUGGCAGCUGCCAUCGAUGAUCCUCCGGCUGUCGUUGAGCCGGUGGAGCAUUGUCCCCAGGAGGAGGACACCAGUACCGAGGUUUUCCUCUGGCUGCUGGCCUACAGUGUGCUCAUGUUCACGCUGCCCUUCUUGGGCUUCUACGGCGUGCGCAGUUGGCUGCAGGAGUCCUUCCCUCAUCUGGACAUCUUCACGGUCAACUGUUGGUCUGUUCUUACGGCUGUUCUGGUCGUAAACCUUGUGGUGGCCAUGUAUGUGCUGAAGGCUUUCCGCGAGAAGCCGCCACCACCUUUGGAACAGGUCCAACAGGAUGAGGAUGAGGAUGAAGAGCCUGAAGCCAUAGAGCCCAAGAAGGAGCAGUAACUUAAUAGACUACGAGCAUCACUUGUGAACCACUUAAAGAUGAAGUUGUCUACAGAAAGACUAGUAUUAAACUUGAUGAUCUUGAAAACAGCCCAAUUCCAAUUCAUUAAAAUCUUCUUUUACCAUUGACACAGCAAAAGAAGCCUUCUGUUAGCCCUUGAAGGAUCAGUAACUCUUACUACCCAAAAUAAAUUUAACUUUGACACACUUUUAAA
Molecule: messenger RNA, 654 nt
Organism: Drosophila gunungcola (fruit fly)
Lineage: Eukaryota; Metazoa; Arthropoda; Insecta; Diptera; Drosophilidae
Exons: 1
Coding region: 41-439 (132 amino acids)
Biological process (GO): vacuolar proton-transporting V-type ATPase complex assembly
Cellular component (GO): endoplasmic reticulum membrane
Source: RefSeq, a predicted model, not a curated record